CAUACACCCUUCUUCUAGCUCCUACGCCCACACAACCGCCGAACCCAAUUCCUUCCUCCUCCUCCUCCUGGCGCUGCGGCUGCUCUGCUCUCUCUCCCACGCACACACAUCCCCACGCAUCGUCUUCUCCUCUCCCCCAUGGGGGACUCAUCGGUGCCGGGCGCGCUGGUGCCGACGGUGCCGAAGCCGGAGCCGGCGCGGUCUGGGGACGGGUCCGCCGCCGCGCAAGCCGUGGUGGCGCGGCAGCAGGCGGAGGAGGCGGGCGCGGCCUCGCGGUCGCCGGAGGUGGAGGAGGAGGAGGAGCAGGCGCUGGCGGACGGCGAGGCGGCGGCGGCGGCGGGCGCGCCAGACGGGGACCUGCUGUGCCCGAUCUGCAUGGGCGUCAUCAAGGACGCCUUCCUCACCGCCUGCGGCCACAGCUUCUGCUACAUGUGCAUCGUCACGCACCUCGGCCACAAGAGCGACUGCCCUUGCUGCGGCAACUACCUCACCAAAGCGCAGCUCUACCCCAACUUCCUCCUCGACAAGGUCGUGAAGAAAAUGUCGGCCCGCCAAAUUGCAAAGACAGCAUCUCCCGUUGAUCAAUUUCGACAUGUUGUGCAACAGGGAAACGAUAUGACAGUUAAAGAGCUAGACAGCCUUAUGACUUUGAUUGCUGAGAAGAAGAGACAAAUGGAACAACAAGAAUCCGAGACAAAUAUGCAAAUAUUGCUAGUCUUCUUGCACUGCCUUAGAAAGCAAAAACUGGAAGAGUUGAAUGAGAUUCAAACUGAUCUACAGUACAUCAAAGAUGAUAUAAGCAGUGUGGAGAGACAUAGGUUAGAUUUGUAUCGAACAAAAGAAAGAUACUCCAUGAAGUUGCGCAUGCUUUUGGAUGAACCUGCCGCAUCAAAGAUGUGGUCCUCUCCUACGGACAAACCUAGCAGUCUCUUUGCCUCCAAUUCUCGGGCACCGCUUAGUGCAUCAUCUCAAGGGGGUUUACAGAAUAGGAGGCUUGAUUUGAGACAUCAGGCAAACCAUCAGGGAUUUCAAAGGAGGGAAGCCCUUGCUAGCUCAGACCCUCCUAAUCCCCCCAUGCAAUCUGGCAAUGUUAUUGCUCGGAAGAGGCGAGUUCAAGCACAGUUUAACGAGCUUCAAGAAUACUAUCUGCAAAGACGGCGUAAUGGAGCACAGUCACGCAGGCAGGAGGAAAGAGACACCGUUAUGAUGAAUAAAGAAGGUUAUCAUGCGGGUCUUGAUGAUUUUCAGUCAGUUCUAACGACAUUCACUCGAUACAGUCGCUUGCGGGUUAUUGCGGAACUUAGACAUGGAGACCUGUUUCACUCUCCAAACAUUGUUUCGAGUAUUGAAUUUGAUCGUGAUGAUGAGCUAUUCGCUACUGCAGGAGUCUCGAAGCGCAUUAAAGUCUUUGAAUUUUCUACAGUUGUUAAUGAGCCAUCAGAUGUCCACUGCCCAGUCGUUGAAAUGGCUACCAGAUCUAAACUCAGCUGUCUUAGCUGGAACAAGUACUCGAAGAAUGUUAUAGCAAGCAGUGAUUAUGAGGGUAUAGUUACUGUUUGGGACGUUCAAACUCGCCAGAGUGUGAUGGAGUAUGAAGAGCAUGAGAAAAGGGCAUGGAGUGUUGAUUUUUCACGUACAGAGCCCUCAAUGCUAGUAUCUGGGAGUGAUGAUUGCAAGGUCAAAGUGUGGUGCACAAAACAGGAAGCAAGCGCUAUCAACAUUGAUAUGAAAGCAAAUAUUUGCUCUGUUAAAUAUAAUCCUGGAUCGAGCUAUUAUGUAGCGGUCGGAUCUGCUGAUCACAAUAUUCAUUAUUUUGAUUUACGGAAUCCAAGUACACCUCUCCAUAUUUUUGGCGGGCACAAGAAAGCUGUCUCUUAUGUGAAGUUCUUGUCUAAUAAUGAGCUUGCAUCUGCAUCAACUGAUAGCACAUUGCGGUUAUGGGAUGUCAAGGAAAAUUGCCCAGUAAGGACCUUCAGAGGGCACAAAAAUGAGAAGAACUUUGUUGGGCUGUCUGUGAGUAACGAUUAUAUUGCUUGCGGGAGUGAAACGAAUGAGGUUUUCGUUUACCACAAGGCUAUCUCAAAACCUGCUUCCAGUCAUAGGUUUGUAUCCUCCGAUGUGGAUGAUGCUGAUGAUGACCCUGGGACUUAUUUCAUUAGCGCUGUCUGCUGGAAGAGUGAUAGCCCUACCAUGUUAACUGCUAACAGUCAGGGGACGAUUAAAGUUCUUGUGCUCGCUCCUUGACGUGAUCAAGGGCUUUCUGAGAUCCAUAGCUAGCUUGUGUAUAUCAUAUAUAUAUCCAGUCGUUUCAUUGUUGUGCCGUUAUAUGUCCCAAAGUGGGAGUGGAGGCAUAUUGAUCUCUCCAUUGUAGGGCGCGGAAUUUUGGAGACAGUCAGCUGACAUAGAGUUUCGAGGGCUCGGAAUGUGCAUAGUGGUGGUUCUGUUGUACAGGGGGUAAAGCAGUCGACUUAUCAUUUAUAUGCGGUGAGAAAUAAGCCUUGAAUGAAAGCCAGGCUUGAAUGUUUAGGAACUGUGGGAAGAUACGCACUGCUGAGCACACCGGCAAUAAAACAUUGGUUCAUCGCGCUUCUUAUGUGAGUAACCAAGGUGUUCGGUUAGGCUUAA
This is a messenger RNA of Brachypodium distachyon (stiff brome), 2625 nucleotides long. RefSeq names its product E3 ubiquitin-protein ligase COP1. The record is from RefSeq and is a predicted model, not a curated record. The transcript is spliced from 13 exons. Lineage: Eukaryota; Viridiplantae; Streptophyta; Magnoliopsida; Poales; Poaceae. Bases 139 to 2244 code for a protein of 701 amino acids. Gene Ontology annotation, molecular function: ubiquitin protein ligase activity; protein binding. Gene Ontology annotation, biological process: proteasome-mediated ubiquitin-dependent protein catabolic process.